Ilex paraguariensis (yerba mate) is the source of this 354-nucleotide messenger RNA. The record is from the annotation of a GenBank genome assembly. NCBI's taxonomy places the organism in Eukaryota, Viridiplantae, Streptophyta, Magnoliopsida, Aquifoliales, Aquifoliaceae.
GGCACGCCUGGAGUAACUGGAGCAGUGAUGUGGGACAGUGGAGUUGUUCUGGGGAAGUUCCUUGAGCAUGCUGUGGAAUCAGGGAUGAUAUCUCUUCGAGGCAAGAAGGUUGUUGAACUGGGCUCUGGCUGUGGAUUAGUUGGCUGUAUUGCGGCACUUUUAGGUGCUCAAGUUAUUCUUACUGAUCUGCCAGAUAGACUGAGGCUAUUGAAAAAGAAUGUUGAAGCUAAUUUGUAUGGAGAUGUGCGGGGUUCUGCGACAGUGAAUGAGCUCAUUUGGGGAGAUCAACUUGAUCUGGAAUUAAUUACACCUUUGCCUGAUUACGGUAACAAGCCCCACAUUAUCUGCUCUUAA